GAAUCUAUUUUUUGAUUAGUUUUUGAUUUUAAUUCUAGGUUCCAGCGUUGGAUUGCACCAUUGAUAUUGAUAAAAUACCUGGAAUGAAGUUAACCUUGAAAUCUUCUUUGGGGGAGUUCCAGAUCUGAUGCGCGAAGGACUUGGAGAUCAUCCAGAAGUCCUUGAUUUGAUUAGGGAGAACACCCCUUUUUCUCAUUUUUUGGAUGUUGAGUGUAUUCCUCCUCCUCCUCUGUUCCUAUGGCAACUCAUUGUGAGGGAAGCCAAAAUAAAGAGGAAAGGAGAGAUGUGGUUCGUUUUCAAAGGAGUUCCUGUCAGGUACUCCUUGAGGGAGUUUUCACUCAUUAGCGGCCUCAACUGCUCUCACCUUAACGCCGGAUUUGAAAAUUCUAAUGAAUUAACCUCUGCAAAGAAUGAUUUCAUUCGAGCUCACUUUCCUUCUGCAAAGAAGGGAAAGAAAUUUGCUGCAGUCACAUACAAGAUGGUUGUGCAGCGUUUCUUGGAAAUUUGUAAAGGAUUGGACAGGGAAAAGAAGAAAGAAGGCCAGGAGAUGGAUGCUGUGAAAAUGGCAGCACUUUUGUUUGUUGUUGUUGUUCUCUUGGGUCCUACUGAUCGAGACAAGUCUGCAAUUCCAGAUUGGAUUCUGGGCAUGAUUGCACAGUGGACAGCAAUUCUAGGUUUCCCAUGGGGAACCUGGGCAUUUAUGGAGUCCUUGGGGUCACUAAGGAAAGGCCUAGCUGCUAAGGCCAAAUCAAUUGGAAGAUGGGCCUCAUCAACCAUGUACUAUACUGGUUUCUUACUUCCCAUUGGGACUCUAAAAAGCAUUCUUGUUCCCGACAAGUUUGAGGCAACUGCAGAGUGGUAUUUGAACUUCCAUCCUCUAGAGACCACAAAACACCCCGAGUUGGAUGCAUUUGUGGCAAAAUUAGAGUGUAGAGGGGAAGUCCACAUUCCGGUGGAGAGGAAGAGAAAAUCCCGGAAUGUCCCUUCACCAACAAGAGAUAAUUCUGAAGAGCGUAAUGAGCACAUCUCCUCUCCCCAAGAAUCUCAGAGGAGUCAGAGCCUUAGGGAAUCUCCUUAUAGAGUCUCCCAUUCCAACAUCCCAAAUCCAUCGUCUCCUACCCCUCACCCCGCCAAGCCUUCAUCCAAUUCCUUUCAAGAACUCUUUGAUCGAAUGUCAAAGAAAAUUGAUAACAUUGCAGAAGAACAAAGAAAGAGAACUGAUCUAUUCUUAUGUAAAAAUAUGAAGGUGAAUGUAACUGAAUCAGGAGAAGAACCAACCAAGAAUCCGCAGGAGGUGCCAGAGAUGACAAUCAUGGGUGAUUGUGAGGAGACUGAGGCACGCAAUCCUUCCCCUGACCAUAAGGUUUCUCCAAGACUUGGUAUUCUCCAAAUUGUUAGGGAAAUAAAACAAGAGCACGAGAAUCAACCUUCAACUCUUUCUGAUUCUGUUCUUAGUUUGGAGAACAGAAAGGCUGAGUCUACCCACGAGACAAUGGGAACAGAAGAUGCUACCUCAAUGAAGCCUCUGCAGGAAAUGGUUGAGUCUAGCCAUGAGGUAAUGGAAACAGACGCUGCUGCUUCUAUGAAACCUCUGCAGGCUGAUUCUACCCACGAGACAAUGGGAACAGAAGAUGCUACCUCAAUGAAGCCUAUGCAGGAAAUGGUUGAGUCUAGCCAUGAGGUAAUGGAAACAGAUGCUGCUGAUUCUAUGAAACCUCUGCAGGCUGAGUCUACCCACGAGACAAUGGGAACAGAAGAUGCUGCCUCAAUGAAGCCUCUGCAGGAAAUGGUUGUUUCUCCCCCGAAGGAAUCGGGAGACGAGGCUGAAAUUACUGAUGCCAUUGUGUAUGGAAAGAGAGUGAAAAAGAAGUCAGCCAGUUUGAAGUCUCCUUAUACAGCGGACGGGAGGAAGAAAAAGAAAGCCGAUGAGCUCUUAUCUAAGCCGCCAACUAAAGUAGAUCUUUUGGAAUUUAAGAGCUUCAUCAUAAAAGCAAUUAAAGAGGACCGCCCUGUACAAUGCUACCUCGCACAGUACAAGGAGAUUCAGGGAUUUGUGAAAAUGUGGUGGACUGACCUUAUCACUCCAGGUCUUUGGUUAGCGGAUACUUAUCUGAGUGAGUACCUUUACGUCCUGAGAAGACGUUUAUGCAAUGACGAUGGAGACUCAUGCAUUGCGCCUUUUAAAUUCUUCAAUUACGUGAACUCUUAUGCGCAUGACCCACAAUGGCCUGUUUUGUCUGGACCCCUUGAAAAGAUUGUGGAUGAUGAACUUAGAGGGUUUAAAGGCAUUGCUGGAAUUAGAGAAAUCAGCAAGCACGGAUAUGCCGAUUGGGAAAUCGAAUACUGCCCAGUACCCCAACAGAUUGAUAGUGACUGCGGCAUCUUUGCGGUCAUUCCUUCUCGCUAUCAUCCACGGGAGGAGAGAUUGGAUAUAUAUACUCGGAUUGGGUGCUAUCCAGUCCGAGUUGUUCUUGGAGAUGACGGCAAGCAUCGAUUCGCUGCCGAGAAUGGAUGGAGAUACUUUCUUUAUGACCACCAAUGCCAAAAUCUUUGGCAUAUUCUGUUCAAAAAAUUAUCAGAGACAGCAUACACAGCCAUUGUGAUUUCGACCCUUGGUUCAGAAGUUGACUACCCAAUAAGAAUUCCUGAUUAUGAUUCUGAUGCAGAUGAUGUUACAGAUGAUGAUGAUGACGUCUUUGUUUGCAAGUUGGAAGAAUCACACUUUCUGGAGUCAUCCCAGAAGCUGCCCUUAAGUGAAGAAUUUUGCGAAGCAAAUGGAUUUGUAGAGGGAAAAACAGAUGUCACUCUCAUAGGACCCAACAUGCAGCCUGUGGUCUGCACACUCAAGGUUGAUUGUAUUGGUGAUGGGUUCCUGAAGAGAAUGUGGCGUUACUUUGUUGAUUCGAAUGGUUUGCGUGUUGGGGACAAGCUUGUGAUGAGGCCGGUGGGGAACAACACCUUUAUGGUGGGAGUUUACCGUCAUCACAGACGGUAAACAAAAAUUUAAUUGAAUUUUUUUUAAUGAACAUUAUCAUUAUCUGAUCUUUUCCAGGUAUGCGUGCCUGGGGAUUUAAUGUGUUUGUACAACUCUUUUUUCGGUUAAGUUCUUAGGCAUCUUUGAUAACUCGGGUUUGGUUUAGUACUUUUUAUUCAAUUUUAGGCAUUUUUAAUAUUUUUAGUAUUUAAUUCUUAGUUAUUUAGCUUAGGUUUAUUCUAACUUUCAUUUUUUACAAUCUUUUAAUUUUCUCUCAUAAAUAGCAUGUUUUUAAUCAUUUUUUUACAUUAUUUUAUUUUUAUUUUAUUUUUCCUAACCCAAGUUAUCAGAUAUCUUAUUUGUGGAGGAAAGUAUAGCAAAAGACCAAAUCGGAGUUCAAGUUUGAAAGGAAGCACUUGAAUUUGGGGCAAAGCCCAAACCCAUCAUCAAAACAAGUUAAUUGGCCCAUCCAUUGCUCUCCUGAUUCGCACAAGAAAGACAGAAAAAAGAGAAGAAACGCAACUUCUUCUUCAUUAAGGCAAGCGAAGUAAACACUCCAAGUUCGACCGGCGAAGCAUUCAACGCAUAUCUUCUCCAACGUCUCUCCAUUCAAUUCGCCCACACGCUCCAACGCGGGAAGAAUUCAACGGCAAGUGGUUCUCCUUGGACUAUAAAUUGAAGACAAAUUGCAACCAGAGGAGGGGGGAAAUAUCACGCAGAGAGCCGCGGCUCUAGGCCGUGGCAACUGAGAUUGAAGCCGCGCACCAGAGGAGGAAGCAGACGGCGGCGGACCACUGCUCGCCGGCGGACGACGAUGGUGGGCAGCAACCUUUUUCAAGCUCCAAUCCUUUAAUUUCUUCGUCUUCUUCAACAAAGUGGUAACCCUAGCUUGUUUCUCCAAUUUUGUUCUCCAAUUCUUUGUAAAGUGUUGUUUUUAGUUUAAUUUUUACAUUUUUGUUUAUUUGUUUGUGUUAAUUUCAUAAAUUCCAAAAUGGUUGGUGUUCUUCUUUUUGGGUUUUUUUUAAUGUUUAUAUAUUCCCUUAUGAAUGAGAAUUGAUUCUUUCUUAUUUACUUCAAUUAUUGCACAAGUUGUUGUUAAAUUGAUUGAAUUGUUUCAAAUUCAUAAGUAGGUUGUUAUGUAGAAUUCGGUUUUUGUUGAAGCUAUUUUAGCUCCAUAAGAUAGUUAAAUAAAUUCUGAAUUCAUACGUGUUUCUUUGUUGUGCUUGUGUUCGUUGAUUUUAAGGAUUUUGGACUUCUUAGCCCCAUAAGUUGAUUCAUUUUCCUUAGAAUUCGUUAUAAAGUGAUUUUGUUAUGUUAUGUGUUUAUUUUCCAUUUUCUUUAAAUUAAGAUUGUUUAAGUGCAAUAAACAAUUCUUAAUUUAUUGAAAAUAUGUUGUGUUCUUCUAUGUGAAUAGAAAAAAACGUCAUUGGUUUGAGAAGUUCAUGGAAAUCUGUGAAAUGUGCUCAUCAUUAGGAGAAAAGGUUUAUUAAAAUGCAUAAGGUAUUGGCGGUUUGUGAAUAUAUUAUGCAUGAGAGUUAGAAUGAAAAAAAAAUCGCUCUUUUAUAAAAUUUUUCUAUAGUGGAAGUAUGUUUUCAUGUUUGAUUGGUGAGUUGGGGUUCUAAGGUAUAUUUCAAAAUGGGCCUUUGAAUUGCAUGACUCCGGGCCGUGUGGAGAGUUGACAAUCCUCCAUAUCGUGGUUAAGGAAAUGAAUCGACUCGGCCUUUGAUUGAUUUUUCCUAUUCUUAAGUGCGUAAGUUACGUAAUAUAUUGUCUACGUGCCUAUUAUACGUGUAA
Molecule: messenger RNA, 4768 nt
Organism: Cuscuta campestris
Lineage: Eukaryota; Viridiplantae; Streptophyta; Magnoliopsida; Solanales; Convolvulaceae
Source: the annotation of a GenBank genome assembly